AUGGCUACCAGUGACGAGACCCUAGCGGCAGCGGUGGCCAUCAUACAGGGGCUCGCCAAGGAUGUGCCCGAGUCCAUGGCUUUGCCAUUCAAUGGCCAUAAAGCAAACCCACCGAUAAAUGGCCUUGAUGCCGCCAAAGUCAAGCUUCCAGGAGAAGAUUCUGACGGCAAGGCUGCUCUGGAAAAAGAGCUAUCAGCUCUCGUUCGGAGGGUGAAUACUAUGCAAACCUUUGUGCCGCCCUCUCGGCGAUCCGGGCGCACCUCAAGCUUGAUGAGUUCUCGCAGCCUGAACAACGGACGAAGUGCGGAAGGUUCAGUCGAGCGUAGCGAGGAAGUUAAUGGAGAGGAGAGUGACAGCGAGGACAACUAUGAAGACAACAUCAGCUAUUUACGAAACCGAGUUCAGCUACAAGCUGAGCAGAUUCAGCUCCAGAAAGAUAUAAUUUCUAAAAUACGGGAAGAGCUGCGGCAGCAGGAAGAGCGCACACAACAGGCUCUCGUGAAAGUGGAACAUGAAGAUGUCGGUAUCCUGGAGCGAGAGCUCCGAAAACAUCAACAAGCAAACGAAGCCUUCCAGAAAGCCCUGAGGGAAAUAGGUGGAAUCAUUACUCAGGUUGCAAACGGUGACCUUUCGAUGAAGGUACAGAUUCACCCCCUUGAAAUGGACCCUGAAAUCACAUCAUUCAAACGUACGAUCAAUACCAUGAUGGAUCAACUCCAAGUCUUUGGCAGUGAAGUAUCCAGGGUAGCAAGAGAGGUAGGAACCGAAGGUAUCCUUGGAGGCCAAGUUCAAAUCACUGGUGUUCAUGGCAUCUGGAAAGAGCUGACGGACAAUGUGAAUUUCAUGGCAUCCAAUCUCACCAAUCAAGUCCGAGAAAUCGCCACAGUUACCACUGCUGUCGCCCAUGGCGAUCUUAGCCAAAAGAUUAAGAGCUGGGGUCAGGGUGAAAUUCUCGAACUCCAACAAACUAUCAAUACUAUGGUGGACCAGCUUCGGACUUUUGCUACUGAAGUUACCCGUGUCGCUCGUGACGUGGGUACUGAAGGUGUGCUUGGAGGCCAAGCUCAAAUUGAUGGUGUCCAAGGGAUGUGGAAUGAGCUGACCGUGAACGUGAACGCCAUGGCUGAAAACUUGAGUACUCAAGUCCGUGAUAUCGCGACGGUUACCGCCGCGGUAGCUAAGGGUGAUCUUACUCAAAAGGUAAAAGCAAACUGUAAGGGAGAAAUUUUGGCUAUGAAGACCAUCAUCAACUCCAUGGUUGACCAGCUCAAGCAAUUUGCCCAAGAGGUUACCAAAAUUGCCAAAGAAGUCGGCACAGAUGGUGUACUUGGUGGUCAAGCUACUGUGCAUGAUGUUGAGGGUACAUGGAAAGAUCUUACAGAAAAUGUCAACGGCAUGGCUAUGAAUUUGACUACCCAAGUUCGAGAAAUCGCCGAUGUAACAACCGCCGUCGCGAAAGGAGAUCUCACGAAGAAAGUAACUUCGGAUGUGAAGGGAGAAAUAUUGGAUCUGAAGAACACCAUUAAUAGCAUGGUGGACCGUCUCAAUACCUUUGCAUUUGAAGUUAGCAAAGUUGCCCGUGAAGUCGGCACUGACGGCACGCUUGGCGGUCAAGCAAAGGUUGAUAAUGUUGAAGGCAAAUGGAAGGAUUUGACAGAUAAUGUCAAUACUAUGGCACAAAAUUUGACCAUUCAAGUUCGUGCAAUCUCAGAUGUUACACAAGCCAUUGCAAAGGGUGACCUUAGCAGGAAGAUUGAAGUGCACGCCCAGGGAGAAAUCCUUACACUGAAAGAUACUAUCAAUAACAUGGUUGAUCGCCUUGCCAACUUUGCGCACGAAUUGAAACGAGUCGCUCGAGAUGUCGGAGUUGAUGGCAAAAUGGGUGGUCAAGCCAAUGUUGAAGGCAUCUCUGGUAGAUGGAAGGAAAUUACAGAAGACGUCAAUACUAUGGCUGACAAUCUUACGGCACAAGUCCGUGCUUUCGGCGAAAUUACAGACGCUGCAACUGAUGGUGAUUUCACGAAGCUUAUCACAGUCAAUGCUUCUGGUGAAAUGGAUGAGCUUAAACGCAAAAUCAACAAGAUGGUUUCGAAUUUGCGAGAUAGUAUCCAGCGAAAUACGCAAGCUCGUGAAGCUGCAGAACUUGCUAAUCGCACCAAAUCAGAAUUCCUUGCUAAUAUGAGUCAUGAGAUCCGAACACCCAUGAAUGGUAUCAUCGGCAUGACCCAAUUGACGCUUGACACUGAAGACUUGAAACCAUACCCUCGUGAAAUGUUGAAUGUUGUGCACAGUCUUGCUAACAGCCUAUUGACAAUUAUCGAUGAUAUUUUGGAUAUCUCCAAGAUUGAAGCCAACCGAAUGGUGAUCGAGAAAAUCCCUUUCACUGUUCGAGGAACCGUCUUUAAUGCCCUAAAGACUCUUGCUGUCAAGGCAAACGAGAAGCUCCUCAACCUCACAUAUCAAGUCGAUAGCUCCGUUCCCGACUAUGUGAUUGGAGACCCGUUCCGCUUGCGACAGAUUAUUUUGAAUUUGGUUGGAAAUGCCAUUAAAUUUACUGAGCACGGAGAGGUCAAACUUACAAUCAGCAAGUCAACAAGGGAAGUAUGCAAAGUUAAGGACGAAUACGCCUUCGAAUUUUCGGUCUCAGACACCGGUAUUGGAAUUGAGGAGGACAAACUAGAUAUGAUUUUCGACACCUUCCAGCAAGCGGACGGGUCCACAACACGGAAAUUUGGCGGAACUGGGUUAGGAUUGUCCAUCUCCAAACGAUUGGUGAAUCUUAUGGGCGGCGACGUCUGGGUAACAUCAGAGUUUGGCCAUGGCAGCACGUUCCAUUUCACUUGUAAAGUGAAGCUUGCCAAUCAGUCCUUGGAUGUGAUUCUGCCACAGCUUUUGCCGUAUCAAAGUCACCAUGUGCUAUUCAUCGACAAGGGUGAAACAGGCGACGAAGCAUCGAAGAUUACCCGCAUGCUUCGACAACUAGGGUUGGAACCAAUUGUUGUUCGCAACGAACGUAACGUUCCUCCACCCGAGAUUCAAGACCCGACUGGAAAGGAAUCUGGCCAUGCAUACGACGUUAUCAUAGUUGAUUCUGUCGAAGUCGCCCGAAUACUGCGCACUUUUGGGGAAUUCAAAUACAUCCCCAUUGUCCUCCUAUGCCCCGUUGUUUCUGUCAGUCUGAAAUCGGCUCUAGAUCUAGGUAUUACUUCAUACAUGACGACGCCAUGCGAGCCUAUUGAUCUAGGCAACGGUAUGCUUCCAGCACUUGAAGGCCGAUCUACACCUCUCACGGUUGAUAAUUCCCGAUCCUUUGACAUUUUGUUGGCAGAAGACAAUGAAGUUAAUCAGAAGGUUGCUGUCAAAAUUCUCGAAAAAUGCAACCAUGAGAUCACGGUUGUUAGCAACGGUCUUGCUGCCGUUGAAGCUGUCCAACACCAUCGGUAUGAUGUCAUCCUUAUGGAUGUGCAAAUGCCGAUUAUGGGUGGUUUUGAAGCAACAGGCAAGAUUCGUGAAUGGGAAAGGGAAAAUGGCCUUUCGCGAACUCCUAUUAUUGCAUUAACGGCGCAUGCUAUGCUUGGAGACCGCGAGAAAUGUCUCCAGGCUCAAAUGGACGAGUAUUUGGCAAAACCCUUGAAACAGAACCAAAUGAUGCAAACUAUUCUCAAGUGCGCAACGCUUGGUAACCCUCUCUUUGAAAAGGGGAAGGAUUCAAGACUCGGCUUACAGACCUCUGCUAAGGCUCAACGCCCAGCACUUGAAGCCCGUGCCCUUACAGCCAGCAAUCGCUCAAGCAUACUGGAUCCCGUAAGUAACCUUUAA
This is a messenger RNA of Ophidiomyces ophidiicola, 3819 nucleotides long. RefSeq names its product histidine kinase osmosensor (gene NIK1). Gene Ontology annotation, molecular function: phosphorelay sensor kinase activity. The transcript is spliced from 2 exons. Gene Ontology annotation, cellular component: membrane. The record is from RefSeq and is a predicted model, not a curated record. Bases 1 to 3819 code for a protein of 1272 amino acids. Gene Ontology annotation, biological process: phosphorelay signal transduction system; cellular hyperosmotic response; phosphorylation. NCBI's taxonomy places the organism in Eukaryota, Fungi, Ascomycota, Eurotiomycetes, Onygenales, Onygenaceae.